Mycotypha africana is the source of this 618-nucleotide messenger RNA. RefSeq lists its product as uncharacterized. The record is from RefSeq and is a predicted model, not a curated record. The annotation marks the transcript as partial. The transcript has a single exon. Lineage: Eukaryota; Fungi; Mucoromycota; Mucoromycetes; Mucorales; Mycotyphaceae.
GGUGGGUUAGAUUGUCGACAUUUGUUAGCCAAUAUAAAAGAUCGACCCUACCGAGUCGAAUCUCUAACCACUAUCUGUACACCUCACCGUGGCUCACCUAUCAUGGAUUGGUUCAGAGACAAUAUGGGCCUUGGUCGUCGUCAUUGUACAGAAUAUACCAAAUCAAAUUAUUCUUCUCCUUCCUGGUCACCACAAGCCAACACAUCCGUCAUGACUUCCAGACAAAAUCUUCAACGCCAUGCCAAUACAACUAAUGCCUAUACACAUUCAAAUCCUGCCAACUAUAUCACUCCUGCAGUAGCUCGACUCCAGGCAUGGACGGAUAAAGUGAUUACAAAAUAUUUAGACGAGCCGGCCUAUGCUCAUUUAACUACUGAUUUUUGCAACAACUACUUUAAUGAAAACACACCAAAUGAUCCGACAGUUCAAUAUUACUCUUAUGGGGCAGCUGCUCAAUCACCUGUAUGGUGGUCCUCUAUGCUAAGUCUUCCGUGGCAGAUGGUGUAUGAAAAGGAAGGAGAUAAUGAUGGAUUUGUUAGUGUAAAAAGUGCAGCCUGGGGUAAUUAUGUGAAAACGAUUGAAGAUGCAGAUCAUUGGGAUUUUACAGGCAAGAGGUAA